Solea solea (common sole) is the source of this 3522-nucleotide messenger RNA. It is a transcript of the gene tnfrsfa, whose product is annotated as tumor necrosis factor receptor superfamily, member a. Gene Ontology annotation, biological process: positive regulation of apoptotic process; TRAIL-activated apoptotic signaling pathway. Lineage: Eukaryota; Metazoa; Chordata; Actinopteri; Pleuronectiformes; Soleidae. The record is from RefSeq and is a predicted model, not a curated record. Gene Ontology annotation, molecular function: protein binding. Gene Ontology annotation, cellular component: cell surface; plasma membrane. Bases 248 to 1591 code for a protein of 447 amino acids. The transcript is spliced from 10 exons.
AAAGUUCACUUGUGCUCCGCUCAGUGUUCGUGUUGUGUCCAUGUCUUCUGCCCGAAAACGCGCCGCGAAAGUUGUGUCACUGAGGAGAGGAAGCUCAUGUAAGAGACCGAAUGAAGGAUAGCUUUAAAGUCGGGUUCGUGCGGCUGCUCACUUUUUCGCUCCGACUGUGAUAUUAAGACACUUUUUUCACGCUGGUGGCUUUCAACGCGACGUCGGCGGGACUGCGUCUCAUCCCGAAGUUCCCAAGAUGAACUUCGAUCCGGUGGUCGGAAAACUCUCUGUGUUGGUGGCAGGACUCCUCGUCGGGCUGGUGUGUCACGCAGCAGAACCUCCGUCGCCUCAGUGGUCCGGCGAUGAAAACCAAAACCUCACCCUUCGGCGGCACAGAGCCUGUGUCGAGAACGAGCAGUACCUCCACCAGGGAUUCUGCUGCCUCAACUGCCAGGCUGGAAGCUUUGUGCAGAAGGCCUGCGAGCGAGACCAAGAACACGGGACAUGUCUUCCCUGCGAACACGGACAGACUUACACCGAGCAUUCCAAUGGGAUGAACCGCUGCCUGCCGUGUACACACUGCCGCUCAGAUGAGAUUGAAACGGCGUUGUGCACCACCACGACAGACACCAAGUGCCAGUGCAAACAGGGAACCUUCUGUGUCCCGGAUCAGGCCUGUGAAGUCUGCAAACGUUGUGCCAAGUGUAAACCAGGAGAGGAGGAGUUGAGGAAGUGCACCCCAUUUUCUAACACGGUGUGUCGGAAACGGGAUCCGUCCCCGACUGAAACCUCCCCAGAUCUCUCUACACCGACCCCUUCCUCCCCAGGAGACAUCGUAAUUCCAAUAUGUAUUCCCUUGGUCAUCUUCCUCAUUGUUGUCAUUGUCCUGGCGGUGUGGUGGUUCGUGUUCAGGCAGCAGUCAUGUGACAUACCAUGUUCAAAGAGCCAAUGUGAUUCCAGCGAAAUCGUAAAGAUUCCUAUUGAUGAGAGUGGAGCCACAGCGGAAGAGAGGCAGAACGACCAGAACGCUGGUCUGGAGGGCGAGGAGUCUCGGCCAGAGUCUCGUCCCCUCCUGCAGGAGACCCAGGUCGGCAUAACCAAGUCGCCGCCGCUCGAGGAUGAGGACCGAGGACUGGGCGACAGUCUGCCCAACACGACGAGCUCGUCUCAAACCAGCCUGUCGGCUCUGCCCACUGCAGCUUCCUCUGGUAACACUCCGCACCAGAGCCCCACUGCCUUCAGACUGCUGCCUGCAGACAUGGAUGAUCCCCUGAGACAUCGGCUACUGCCACUACAAGGGUCAGAGAAGUCCCUGAGGAAGAGCUUUGAUUUGUUCGACGAGUACCUGGACGUGCGGAUCCACAACAAGUUCUUCAGAAUGAUCGGCGUCAGCGACAACCACAUCCGGAUCGCAGAAAACGGCGCCACUAGUGACAAAGUGUAUGAACUGCUGAAGAACUGGAUGCAGAGGCAGGGACUGAAAGCGGACAUCAACGACCUGUUGGAUGCUCUGCUGAGCAUGGACCAGCGGCGCUCGGCCGAGAGCAUCGCCUCCACGGCGCUGCAGAGAGGCUACUACAAGCACGCGGACGCGCCCUGAAAGAGAACAAGCUUAAUACUCGACAAAACUAAAACAAAAAAAAAAAGCACAUAAGACGCUGUCGGUGGACGCUGUGUCUCACGAACAGGCUGACCUCUCUGUGGCUGAUGUGCCACCCAUUCAAAAGCCAGUAGUUUUUUGUUUUAAAAAAAAAAAAAGAAUAAAAACACAAAAAAGGGGGAAGGUCAACUCUCGCCGAUUAGUGCUCCGAGGAUGUUGACUCUCUGCCGAUACACCGAGGUGUAAUAAUGAACAAGAAGGAAAAGGGUUUGUGGUCAAAAUUCACCAGCACAGUUGCCACAAACUCAAAAAACAUGAAGGCGUCGACGUCCACAGGCGCAAGCGGCCGUGCGCUCUUGACGUGCGGCCCCAGACUGAAAGCUGAAGACGUCUCUGGGUGCGCGUCUCUCACCUGGUCCUCUACCCAGAACACAGGACGCUGCCUGGAGACGAGGAUAUACACUGGUUUGUAGGAGUGGCAUUAGCUGUGUCACCAAUACUGUGCCUCUUUGAUGCACUGACCUCUGGCACAUGUAGGAUGUAAAAUUACAAUAAUGCCAUGUGUGUUUGUCUGUGAGUGUGUGUGUUUGUUUUUGUCCUUACUGACGGAAGAAUCUUGCCAAGAGUUAUCACGCAGCCUUACUAAUCAUAAACUUUACCUCCUCAAUGCUGUUUGAUAAUCAACAUUUUCUCUUUCUUCAUGAUUUCAUCCAUACAAUGGAGCGAUUCAGACAACUUCUGCAGAGCUCAGUGUUGCGACACACAAGGAAUUUCACACAAGCUCGUUUCUCUUCUGUUGGAACAGCUGUCGACGGUUCAGUAAAAGCGCUUCCAUGAAGUUUUCAAGCGAGUCAGAAAAACUACAAAGGUCAUUUUGUUUUUAUUUAUUGAUAUAUUUAUUGUAAUGAAUAAUAAUUAUUAUUUAUACCUUUGCCAAAAGUGACCCUGGGAACCAAACACACUGACUGUUUAGCUUCAGGGCAAAAAUGACUGACAUCAAAAACAAACAGAAACACUUUCAAACUCGCCGCGUUCGGCUCAUUUCUUCACAAAUGAGCGGCUCUCAUUCUGUGUCACGUUAGAGUUGUGACAUCGGUCAAAAUAAGGACCGAGUCCAGCUGUUUUUAGUUAACUGACCGUAACCGUGUGCCGGCGGCGACUCGAGGCACAGGUACCGAUUGUUUUUUGUCUUAGUUCGACUCAGAGAAGAUGAAGGAAACCUUUUCUGGAUUCAAAAAUAGAAGCUCCGAUACAUUUCCCCCCCCCCCCCCCCCCACUCCUACUUCUCUCCUGUAGUGUACAUAGAGAGCAGUCAUGCAUGUAUGAAUGUACUGUGUAUAUGCAGAGCUCUGUUAAUAAAACACUGAUGUAUGAAGUAAUUGAAUUAUGUGGCUGAAGUACAUGAAUUUGCCCAUUAAAUGUUUCUGCAGCCUCUCUCUUGUGUAUAAAAGGUUAUAGAGAUAUAUUAUGUUGCUACAGUGCUGGCACUGCCAUCUAUUGACAGACGAUGAAAAUACAGCCUGCAUCAAUUUCAAGGGACACUAUACAUUGCUUCCACUAACUAAUUCUUCUUUUUUAAUUCAAGCAUUUCUCCACUCGUAGCCUUUUUUAAACGUAGAAAAGAAUAAUCUACGCAGCUUUUCCUGAAGUAGCAUAGCAGUGAAUAGGCUUCAGUGCAUGUUCAAGUGAAUGUAUGUGUCUCUUUUCUUUUUUUUUUUUGUACAUUUUCUGUGUUUUUUUGCGCUUACAUAAUUUGAUUGUCCAAAAACUGUUCAGUUGGCUCCCCUGCUCUUCUGUCUCUGCUCAGCCUAACACAAAGUUAGGUCAUUUCCUCCUUAGUUAUUGUUUGCUUGUCAUGGAUUUCAGAUUUAAAUUAUGCAAAUACAACAAAGCUGUUUUCAUGUCAAUUUCAAAUAAAUGUUUUGUACAGA